Molecule: messenger RNA, 1836 nt
Organism: Ascochyta rabiei
Lineage: Eukaryota; Fungi; Ascomycota; Dothideomycetes; Pleosporales; Didymellaceae
Exons: 2
Coding region: 1-1836 (611 amino acids)
Biological process (GO): transmembrane transport
Molecular function (GO): transmembrane transporter activity
Source: RefSeq, a predicted model, not a curated record
AUGCAGCGUCCGGAUAACAACGUCGAUGAAACACUGAAGGAUGAGAAGCUGAACAGCAAAGAGGUUCUAGGGACUGUGAACGAUAAGGAUGAGGGCCUUGUAAGAAGAAACUGCGAUGUUGACGCCGAGCGGCAUGAGAAGAAUAGAGAACUCGCUGGUAGCGUCCGAGUGAGCAAUGAAGCACCAAACAACGACAUCAAUCUCGAGAGAGCUGUCGCUACGAACGAGAUGGAAGAAAAAGACGCCGCAACUACAGACAUUACAGGUGCUCCUAUCGAAGACGAAGAGGCAGAAGACGAAUCCAAGUACCUCUCUGGUGUCAAACUCUGGACACUCUCUUUCGGCCUGUGUUUAACAACGUUUGUCAUUGCACUAGACAACACCAUCAUCGCGACCGCGAUCCCAAAAAUAACAUCCGUCUUCAACAGCCUCGAAGAUGUCGGCUGGUACGGUUCUUCCUACCUGCUCACCACCACCUCUCUCCAGCCCUCGUUCGGAAAGGUCUACACAUAUUUCGACGUAAAAUACACGUAUCUCGGUGCACUCAUCAUCUUCGAGGUGGGCAGUGUGAUAUGCGCCGCCGCGACCAGCUCGCCCAUGUUCAUCAUCGGGCGGGCCAUUGCCGGUGCAGGAGCUGCGGCACUGUACAGUGGCGGCAUGACGAUCAUCGGGUUCUCUGUUCCGCUGCGAAAACGUGCUAUCUACAUCGCAGCACUGUCUUCUAUGUUCGGCAUUGCCAGUGUCGUAGGCCCAAUCCUUGGCGGCGCCUUCACCGAUCGGCUUUCAUGGCGUUUUUGUUUCUGGAUCAACCUUCCCUUUGGUGGAGUCUCUUUGGCUGUGGUGUUUUUCUUCUUCAGCAAUCCGGAGAGGAAGUAUAGUCAUCUUCCGAUCAGAGAGAGGCUGGCACAUAUCGACUUGGCUGGUGCGGUGUUCCUGAUCUGUGCGAUUGUGAGCUUGCUCUUAGCGCUGCAGUGGGGUGGAUUCACGUAUCCGUGGAGUAACUCGAAGGUUUGGGGGACGUUGUUGGGGUUUGGACUACUCAUCGCUGUGUUCAUUGCAAUCCAGUUCUACCAGAAGGACCGAGCGACUAUACCAGUAAAGGUUUUCAAACAGCGAACCAUCUUGGUUAGUUGUGUUUUCUCAGCGCUGCUAUCUAUGGCGCUCUACACGCAUAUCUUCUACCUGCCGUUCUACUUCCAGGCUAUCAAAGGCACUACGGCUGAAGAGUCCGGAAUCCGCACUAUCGCCUACCUCGUCAGCAUCACCGUAUCUUCUAUCGUCAUUGGCGCCUCCAUCACUGUAGUGGGGUGGUACGCACCCUUCAUGUGGUUCGGUUCGGCAAUAUUUGCGGUCGGUGCAGGCAUGCUAUACACACUCAAAGUCAGCUCGCCCAACAGCCAUUGGAUCGGGUACCAGAUCCUCGCAGGUAUCGGCGCUGGAGCAGGUGUCCAGAUCCCGUUCAUCGCCGUUCAAGUUGUUUCUAGCGUAAAAGACAUGCCGACUGCAAAUGCUUGUGUGCUGUUCUUCAACAGUCUCGGUGGUGCGCUCAGUAUCUCGAUAGCCCAGAAUAUCUUCGUCAAUACGCUUGCGAAAGAGAUCCCAAAAUACGUGCCGAACUUUGAUCCACAGAUUGUUGCGCAGGCUGGAGCCACAAACCUGAGGCAGGUUGUGCCUCCAGAGUUAUUGCCGGGGGUGUUGCAUGGCUACAACAACGCGAUUGUGACGGCCUUCAUUUUGGCGAUUGCGACGUCGUGUAUGGCCUUUGUUGUCAGUCUUGGGCAGGAGCAAAAGAGUGUUAAAGGAAAGAAGCUCAUGCAUGGUGGUGGAGGCGCGUAG